UUUUUUUUUUUUUGCCUUCCUCCCUCGCGCUCACCGCCCACCUGCUCCUGCAGACGCGCACAGAUCCUUGUCCUGGUUCUGGUUCUGGUUCUGGUCCUGAUCCACCAGCUGCCGCUGCCGCACUGUGCCGCUCGGCGCUCCUCGCCGCGAUGCGUCUAUACCUGCUGGUGGCGCUCUUCUCGUGCUCGUGCGCGCGGGCCGGCUGCGAGCCGAAAAUCGUGAACAUCGGUGCCGUCCUGAGCCAGAAGAGGUACGAGCAGGUCUUCAAAGACGCCGUGACCCAGGCCAACCAGGUCUACGGCCGGGACAAGUUCAAGCUGACCGCCAUCUCUGUCACGCACAAACUCAACGCGAUCCAGAUGGCGCUGUCCGUGUGCGAGGACCUCAUCUCCAGUCAGGUUUACGCCAUCCUGGUGAGUCACCCUCCACAGUCCAACGACCACCUCACGCCUACGCCUGUCUCCUACACCGCAGGCUUCUACCGCAUCCCAGUGGUGGGACUCACCACCCGCAUGUCCAUCUACUCAGACAAGAGCAUCCACCUGUCCUUCCUGAGGACGGUCCCUCCUUACUCCCACCAGGCCCACGUGUGGUUCGACCUGAUGCGCGAGUUCAACUGGAACCACAUCAUCCUGAUCGUGAGCGACGACCACGAGGGCCGCGCCGCUCAGAAACGCCUCGAGACCUUACUGGAGGAGAGGGAGACAAAGAAUAAAAAAAGGAACUAUGAAAACCUCGACCAACUGUCCUAUGACAACAAGCGAGGACCUAAGGCAGAGAAAGUCCUCCAGUUCAGCCAGGACACUAACUUAACUGCUCUGCUGCUGGAGGCCAAAGAGCUGGAGGCCCGGGUCAUCAUUCUGUCCGCCAGUGAGGAAGACGCUGCAGCGGUUUACAAGGCGGCGCGCUUCCUCAACAUGACGGGCUCGGGCUACGUGUGGCUGGUGGGCGAGAGAGAGAUGUCGGGUAAAGCCCUGAGUGAGGCCCCAGACGGUCUGAUCGGCCUCCAGCUCAUCAACGGGAAGAACGAGUCGGCCCAUAUCAAUGACGCGGUGGCCGUGGUGGCUCAGUCCAUCCAGGAACUGUUUGAGAAGGAAAACAUCACAGAACCCCCGAGAGGAUGCGUCGGCAACACCAACAUUUGGAAAACAGGGCCUCUUUUUAAAAGGGUGCUGAUGUCGUCUAAAUACCCAGAAGGCCUCACAGGACGAGUGGAGUUCAACGAUGACGGCGACAGGAAGUACGCCCACUACAGCAUCCUCAACUACCAGAAGAGUCGCCUCAUUCAAGUCGGCAUUUACAACGGAACACAGGUGGUAAUGAACAAUCAGAGGAAGAUCAUCUGGCCCGGAGGAGAGACAGAGAAACCACAGGGUUUCCAGAUGUCCACUCGAUUGAAGAUCGUAACCAUUCACCAGGAGCCCUUUGUGUACGUGAAGCCCACCAUGCCAGACGGCACCUGUAAGGAGGAGAUGACCUUAAACGGAGUCUUGAUUAAAAAAGUCAUCUGUACUGGACCUAAUGAGACCAUCCCAGGUCGACCAACUGUUCCUCAGUGUUGUUAUGGAUUCUGUAUUGAUCUGCUGAUCAAACUUGCGAUGACCAUGAACUUCACCUACGAGGUUCACCUGGUGGCUGAUGGGAAAUUCGGAACGCAGGAGCGGGUAAACAACAGUAACAAGAAGGAGUGGAACGGCAUGAUGGGAGAACUGCUGGGCGGCCUGGCCGACAUGAUCGUGGCGCCGCUGACGAUCAACAACGAACGAGCUCAGUACAUCGAGUUCUCCAAACCCUUCAAAUAUCAAGGCCUCACCAUCCUGGUGAAAAAGGAAAUCCCUCGCAGUACACUGGACUCGUUCAUGCAGCCCUUCCAGAGCACACUGUGGCUGCUGGUGGGUCUGUCGGUGCAUGUGGUGGCGGUGAUGCUUUACCUACUAGACCGGUUCAGCCCGUUUGGAAGAUUUAAAGUAAACAGUGAAGAAGAAGAAGAGGACGCCCUCACCCUAUCAUCUGCUAUGUGGUUCUCCUGGGGAGUGUUGCUGAACUCUGGAAUAGGAGAAGGUGCGCCGCGCAGCUUCUCAGCGAGAAUCCUGGGUAUGGUGUGGGCCGGCUUUGCUAUGAUCAUUGUGGCCUCUUAUACUGCCAACCUGGCUGCCUUCCUGGUGUUGGACCGGCCUGAGGAGCGCAUCACCGGCAUCAAUGACCCAAGGCUCAGAAACCCGUCAGACAAGUUCAUCUACGCCACGGUGAAGCAGAGCUCCGUGGACAUCUACUUCCGGCGGCAGGUGGAGCUUAGCACCAUGUACCGCCACAUGGAGAAGCACAACUAUGAGAGUGCCGCCGAGGCCAUCCAGGCCGUGCGUGACAACAAGCUGCAUGCUUUCAUCUGGGACUCUGCGGUGCUGGAGUUUGAAGCCUCGCAGAAGUGCGACCUGGUGACCACGGGAGAGCUGUUUUUCCGCUCGGGCUUUGGCAUAGGCAUGCGCAAGGACAGCCCCUGGAAACAGAAUGUGUCCCUGGCCAUUCUCAGUUCUCAUGAGAACGGCUUCAUGGAAGACCUAGAUAAAACCUGGGUGAGAUACCAGGAGUGUGACUCGAGGAGCAAUGCCCCAGCCACACUCACCUUUGAAAACAUGGCAGGUGUCUUCAUGCUGGUGGCCGGAGGAAUCGCAGCCGGGAUCUUCCUCAUCUUUAUCGAAAUCGCCUACAAACGCCAUAAAGACGCCCGCAGGAAGCAGAUGCAGCUGGCCUUUGCGGCCGUCAACGUCUGGAGGAAGAACCUGCAGGAGAGUAAGGAAACCUGUGGGAGUCAAGCUGCGGCCGGGACGCCCUCGUUACCCUCUUCCUCUGUAGAGACUCAGGAUGAUAGGAAAAGUGGUAGAGCAGAGCCCGACCCCAAAAAGAAAGCCUCUUUUAGGUCCAUCAGUACCACGUUGGCCUCCAGCAUCAAGAGACGUAGGUCCUCCAAAGACACGCAGUAUCCACCCACUGACAUCACGGGCCAACUCAACCUGUCGGACCCAUCCGUCAGCACAGUGGUGUGACAGCCGGGGAGAGAAGAGACGAUCGCUCCCAGAGGAGAGAGGAAACGAGGAGAGGAAACAAGGAGAGGAAGCAGGAACUUUGCUUUCCUGCUCCCUUCACCGGGAAACCUGGUGCUUUUCUUUUCACCGCCUGCAGGUGGAGCUAUGUGAGGAAAGUGCCUGCUGGAGAAAAGGCUGGGGAAAAAACUGCACCUUUGUUUUCAUUUUUAAAAAGUCAGGAUUAGAUGUUUGUAAAAAUCCUUCAGCAUGCGCCGCAACAAAAAGAACAAAAAAAUCAGACUCUUCUGCAUCUACAAUCAUUUUUCCUUCUGUGUAUAAUUAACGUACUUAUUUAAUCUUACUUUACUCGCAGGAUUUUACUUAAAUGUUUGAUGUUUUACUCUUUUGCUGAACAGCUGUUAAGGGUUUAGGAUAAGAGAGCUUUACGUUUGAGCUUAAGUUUAUAGAUUAAAACUAGUUCUGGUGCAAAUGCUAUUCUCUACAUAUCACUUCUAAUUAGGGCUGUCGCUAAACGACCUGACCUGGCAACCCCAUUUAUUCUGCACACGUGCAAAAUGUGACAACUUCCUGUCGGAAAUGUCUUUUGCAGCAAAGUCUGGGAUUUGAAGUAAAAUAACAUUAUAUUACGUAGUCACUCUUCUAAUAUAAAUACACUUAUUCAUUUUAUCUUUCAUAUUAGUUGUUAUUCUUAAAAGAAUUUAGGCUUCCGCUGGCCAUUCAAACACAAAACUGUCGCCUACCAGAAAGAAUUACAUCCGUGCCAAAAUUAUGUCUAUAUAACUGAAGACAAAGAGUUCAUAACGGGUUUCAAUGUGUACAUUUUUUGUCCUUAAGGUGCAGAGUGUAAAAAAUAGCAAUGUCAUUGUCAAAAUAUCACAAAUAUACAAACCUUUCAUGCAAUACGUAUAUGUAUAUAUAUAUGGACAUAAUAUAUAUAUAUAUAUAUAUAUAUAUUCUUGCAAAGAUUUAGGCGAUCAUUUAUAACAAAACACUGCCACCUACUAAGAAAACUACAUCCGUGCCAAAUGACGGGAAACCGUUAUGUAUAAAAACUUUGGUAGUUAUUCUUUUAAAAUAAAACACAGGUGUAACCUAGCAGCCUUUAUUUUCUUUUCAAACAACACCAUCUUACAUAUUUCAAAAUAAGAGCCACUGAUGUUGGCUUUUUACUGCUGCAUGUUGAAACCGUAUGCCGUAGCACUACGAAAUAGAAAUAUCAUACAGAUAAUAUUUUUAAAUGAUUGAUUUAUAUAUGUUUUAUAUUUAAUUUCAGGAGUGUUUAUGGUAAUAUUUUAGAUAACGCUGCUUAACACAUUACAACUGUCUGUCAUCCUGACUUUCAAAAUAAGAGCUGCUGAUACUGGCCUUAUUUCUACUUCCUGUUUAAUCCUUUUGCCGUAAUGCUAGUAAAUAAAAGUAUCUUUGAGAAAACAUUCAUAGAAAAUAGAAUACAUAUCUUUCAUUCCCGCCGUGUAACCUAGUAACUGGCCAGACUUUAUUUUCUUCAUGCACAAAGUCAACAAAGUCCUUUUGCCCUGGCUUUCAAAAUAAGAGCUAUUUUUUCCUACUUCCUGCUCAAACCUUUAACAAUAAAAAUAUCCUACAGAA
This is a messenger RNA of Solea senegalensis (Senegalese sole), 4652 nucleotides long. RefSeq names its product glutamate receptor, ionotropic, N-methyl D-aspartate 1a (gene grin1a). Gene Ontology annotation, biological process: ionotropic glutamate receptor signaling pathway; regulation of membrane potential; monoatomic ion transport. The transcript is spliced from 23 exons. The record is from RefSeq and is a predicted model, not a curated record. Gene Ontology annotation, molecular function: NMDA glutamate receptor activity. Gene Ontology annotation, cellular component: neuron projection; synapse; plasma membrane. NCBI's taxonomy places the organism in Eukaryota, Metazoa, Chordata, Actinopteri, Pleuronectiformes, Soleidae. The coding region runs from base 150 to 3044 and encodes 964 amino acids.